Messenger RNA from Hypoxylon fragiforme, 1367 nucleotides. RefSeq lists its product as uncharacterized. The coding region runs from base 433 to 1125 and encodes 230 amino acids. The transcript has 4 exons. NCBI's taxonomy places the organism in Eukaryota, Fungi, Ascomycota, Sordariomycetes, Xylariales, Hypoxylaceae. The record is from RefSeq and is a predicted model, not a curated record.
GAUAGACUUGCUGCUGCUCUUUAGCUGUUGUUUAAAAUGGUUCACAAGCGCCAUAAACUAUAUUCUGUUAUCCUUCUUGACUGUGCUGGAGCUAUAUCCGCAUCAAAUCAGCUUCACAUAACAUGUGUGUUGGAACUUCCUUCAUUAGAUGUGAACUUUGAAGUAGCUAUGAGACUUUAAAGGCAUGAAUCCCAACAUAGGACAGUCACUAUCCGAGCUUUUCGAUCGUUCCUACUCUCUACCAUCAAACCUAACAGACCUUGGGAUUAUUUAAGCACCUAGGGUGGCCCAUAUUCAUCUCUCUUUGUUUAUAUUCAUUCAUACCUAUCCAUCAGCCAAGUUAUAUCGUUAUUGGAAAGGCCCAAGAACAUCACCGCAUACUAUCAGAUUUUACCACUACGCCAAAGGCAGUCAAAUAUCCAAACCGCAAUCAUGAGUGGCAUGCCGGCACACUGGAGCGCAGAGGCCGACCGAGCUCUCUUGGUGGCUAUCAUAUUCUCCAACCAAGGGAUCAGUCUUCACAAUAUUCACGAUGCUAAUUGGCCAUCCAUCUCUGCCAGCAUGGAAAGCCUAGGCGUGUAUGGCACCCCAGAGUCCGCCAGGGAGCGAUGGUACAAUGUUCUUAGAAACCUGGCUUUAUAUGGAGAGGUACACCGUAGUAUCCUGCCUCAAGCCCCGUUCAUGGGUCCCCGCACAACGUUUCCUAGAUUUGACGGUGGUGGCAUGAGCUACUCAGGCUCAAACAUUGUCGAUGAUUCUAGAGGCUUGAAUAUGUACCCAAGCUCAAACAUUAUCGGGGUUUCUGUAGAGCAUGCGGCGCCGUACAGGUCUGAGGCAGAGCAGCCGGAACACCGCCCAUCCGUACAGACGUGCAUACCAUUGACACAGGCUCUGCAGUCUUGCAUUACAACAGCACAGUCUGGGCCACCGGCAGGCCAACAACAAGAAGAUAGGCCCGCGCAGAGGACCGCGGAAAACUCUGAGGCUCAAGUCCCGCUAGCACCGAGCCCGCUGUUCGAGCCCGCCCCAUUGCCGCGUAAGAGAUCUAGCAGGCCUUGGGAGUCUGACGAUGAGCCUACGCAUGAGAUCCAAGAUGCUCUAGAAGAUCGGGGGCCUAGACUUUAAUAGCCUAGGAAACAAAUUAUGGGCACGUUCACAAUAGGCUGCUCACACGCAGUGCACGAAGAUACUCAAAUACGGAGAUUAAUACUGUUCGUUGGAGCAGAAGAGUCCGAGCCUCUUAAGUUCUAUCUAUCUGGUUAUUGCGUGCGGGACGUACCGGUCAUAUCUCUUUACAUCACCUAGAUAGAUACGUUACCUACCUGCCUGCCUGCCUGCCGUUCCCUUUCCAAAGCUGCGGCUCCCAC